UUAGCUGUGGGAAGUUCAAGGGGAUAUUAGAACUGGAUUUUUCUUCGUGUGAACAGUUUUAACUCAACUGAAGGUAAAGUAACUAAAGAUACAUAGUAUGUUAAGUUCUGGACUACGAAUUCCUGGAUUCCCAAAUGGACAAGAUACGCCGGACACAUAUCGCGGAGAGCUAGGAAGUCCGCAACGAGUUCCCUCAAAUUACCAUCCGCAAUAUGUAAAUCAGCUGAACGAAGCGGACAGUGUUAUUCCUCAUUCGAGUGCACGUCCCCCAAGUGUGAACCAUGCUAGUGAAAUUAACUCUAUUCAUGCAUCGCGACCUCAACAGGCGAAAUAUGCGGACUAUUCCCAGAGAGGCAAACGAAUAGCUUCGUACAAUAACUGGCCCCCUACAGCCAAACAAAAUCCUGAAAACUUAGCUGAUGCUGGAUUUUUUUACACAGGUCAAGCGGACAGUGUUAGGUGUUUCUUGUGUGGGACAGGAUUACGGAACUGGGACCCCGAGGAUGAGCCCUGGGUGGAGCAUGCCCGCUGGGCCCCCGAAUGUUUCUUUGUCAAGGACAAGAAAGGACAAGAUUUUAUCAACCUCGUACAAGUCGCAGUCCGACAACAGCAAAUGCAAGAAGCUCUACAACAACAAUCUGAUGCAAUGACGAGGGAAGCCACAGACAUUGCGGCUGACUGUGUACCUCCCAACAUUGACACAGGAAUACAGAAUAACACAGCAACCAGCAGUCAGUCUUUGUCAUCAGGUCGUAAACCUCCAACAAACGCCGAGAAGAAAAACCCUCUCCUGAGUGACGCGGCUCAGAGUGUCCUGGCCAUGGGGUACCUGCCCAGAAUUGUCAAGAUGGCGGUCGAUAAAGUACUGCAGGCUAAAGGCUGGGAUGGCAUGUCAGGAUCAAACAUUGCUAACAUUAUUUUCGACAUGGAAGAGUCCGGUGAAAUCGACAAAGAAAAUUCCAUGGUUCCUAAAGUCUUGUCGGACAGUUCCUGGAAGAAAAUCAACGACAGAGUGCCUGAUGAUAUUAAGGAGCUUACACAGAGAAACAGUGAAAUGCGAGAGAGGACAAUGUGUAUUCUGUGCUGUGAGGAGAGGGUGUCCAUUGUUUUUUUACCCUGUGGGCACCUGGUCAGUUGUGCGCAGUGUUCACCCGCUUUAAAAAACUGCCCAGUGUGCCGAGAAUCUAUCAAAGGGACGGUCCGCGUGUCAUUUGCAUGAGUUGGUUAAACAAAAUGGAUAAAAAUCACAAAGAAAACAAAACAACUCAAAAAAUUUAUAAAUACAAUUCAAAAAAAAAAAAAAAGAAAAAAAUGUAUACAUAUAUGUUGCAAUAAUUGUCUUUAGAUUAUUAGAUGGUAAUUUUAAUUGGAAUUUCAGUUUCUUUCUUAGGAAGGGGGGUUUACAUUUUUUUCUUCUAUUAAUUUUUUUUUCUGGAAUUCAACUUUAAAAUAUUUUAUAUCAUAUAUGUUUUCUGCAAAAUAUUGCCUUUUUAAAAAUAUUUGUUUAAAAUUAUUUGAGGAAAAUAGUGUUUUAUUUAAAAUUCAUAUUACCAGGUAUUUGAAACUAAGAAAAGCAACACUGAUGAGGAUUUAGUAUCCGAAAUAUGUAUAUGUCUUCAACUGUUUCAAUGAAGUAAAUGUUUGAUAAAUGCAUAAAACAUUUUAGAAGGAAGUACUUGUAAAGGAGAAUUAAUUAAUCAAGUUAUUUUUUGUUUGACCAACUCAUCACUAUACCACGAGGUUUAGGGGUCAUAAUAUAAAACCUUAUCAUUACAAUAGUUUGCUUAAGUGAAUUUUAAUAUUCAUUGUGUAGUAAAAUAUGUUUUUAGAAUUGACAGAAAUAUAUAACAUUUUAAAUACUAAUAUUACUUGUGUCAAAGGUAUACCAUAUAAAUAAGGGUCAAUGGAAUUUUAUUCUUAAAGAAACAAGUAAAAAAAAGUUUGGCGCAGCAAGACUUUGAAAACAAAUGUAAAACAAGUUUUCAUUUAUAUUUAUAUUCCUGUACAUUACAAUUUUUUAACAUCAUUUUAAUUGAUCAAGUUAGAUCAAGCACAACUUACAUAUGUGCUACUUGUAUUCAUAAAGUAAUUUGAGAACUGUACAGCACAUAUACACAUAUUUACUACAUGUACAUGCAAUUACAUGUAAUUGUACAAGCAUAUAACCCAUUUCAUACAAUUCAAUGUACAUAUUUGUAUAUAUGACAUACAUGUGUAUAAAUUUCUGUUUAGCUCAUUAUUAUUAUACAAGGUACAGAAAAUUGGGGGAAAAAUUAUAUUAAUUUGGUUUAAAUACAAUUUUUUUUUGUUGUGUAUUGUGAAAAUCAACUUUUCUACAUUUACAUUCAACUUCUGGAAAAGGAAAAAGAAAAUCUACUUGUAUAAAAGCUUGCAUUGAUUUUGGAUGGUAUAUUAGGUUUCAUUUAUUGGAGAUACCAUUUUAUUUUCCUAAAAGAAAAGAAACAACAAAAUAUUGCUUUAUUUUAAGUUCAUGUACAAAGCUUUGUACAUUUAAAUUUAAUUUUAAUCAUUUUUUGAAUAUCACAUUGGAGUCAAUAUCUGUAUUAAUAAAUGACUUUCAGUUUGUUCCUACAUGCAAUUCUUUAAUCCUUAUUUUAUUCCAGAUCUUUUAGUUGAAAAUGACCAAAUAAAGUCAGAAUAAAAUAUUUUCAACAUGA
This is a messenger RNA of Saccostrea cuccullata (small rock oyster), 2678 nucleotides long. Its product is annotated as baculoviral IAP repeat-containing protein 7-A-like. Gene Ontology annotation, cellular component: cytoplasm; nucleus. The coding region runs from base 98 to 1219 and encodes 373 amino acids. The transcript is spliced from 7 exons. The record is from RefSeq and is a predicted model, not a curated record. Gene Ontology annotation, molecular function: ubiquitin protein ligase activity; cysteine-type endopeptidase inhibitor activity involved in apoptotic process. Lineage: Eukaryota; Metazoa; Mollusca; Bivalvia; Ostreida; Ostreidae. Gene Ontology annotation, biological process: regulation of cell cycle; negative regulation of apoptotic process; positive regulation of protein ubiquitination.